Lactuca saligna is the source of this 558-nucleotide messenger RNA. The record is from the annotation of a GenBank genome assembly. NCBI's taxonomy places the organism in Eukaryota, Viridiplantae, Streptophyta, Magnoliopsida, Asterales, Asteraceae.
AUGGCGCCCAAUUCCAAACAGACAAUCUCCGAUUCUGCUAAAAUCAACAGUAACAUGGAGGCGCACUAUAGAGGAGUUAGGAAGAGGCCAUGGGGGAGAUACGCCGCCGAGAUCCGUGAUCCUCACAAGAAAACUCGUGUCUGGUUAGGCACCUUUGAUACGGCGGAGAAGGCCGCUAAAGCUUACGACGCGGCGGCGCGUGAGUUUCGUGGUCCUAAGGCGAAAACUAAUUUUCCUAUGUAUUAUUACAAUGGCUUGAGUCAAUACAGUCCGAGUCAGAGCAGUACCGUUGAGUCUUCGAGUCGCGAUCCGGAACCGGUGGUGGCGUUUGAUCUCAACCUCUCGUACGGCGUCGCUGCUACCUCAGCUGUGGAAAAAGAAAACGGAUAUUUCACGCCGCCGGCGAGCCAGAUACAGAUGCUAUACUUUGACGAAAGCCUUUCCGCCGUUCCUGCACACUGCGAAGGCUCCGACUCCUCGUCAGUUGUCGACGGGAAUCCGUCUCCGUCGCGGCGGCUUAUUGGAAUCGAUCUCAACUUUCCGCCACCAGAGGAAUAA